This is a messenger RNA of Cololabis saira (Pacific saury), 7454 nucleotides long. Its product is annotated as SCAN domain-containing protein 3-like. The record is from RefSeq and is a predicted model, not a curated record. The coding region runs from base 225 to 3353 and encodes 1042 amino acids. NCBI's taxonomy places the organism in Eukaryota, Metazoa, Chordata, Actinopteri, Beloniformes, Belonidae. Gene Ontology annotation, molecular function: zinc ion binding. The transcript is spliced from 15 exons.
UCCAAUACAUGCAGUGUGUGAUAAGCGGUUAAAGAUAAUACAUCCAUGGUGAUAAGUCACGAUCUCUCAGUCUUAACAACAACUCAUUCGUUUUUUUUCUUCCAUUCUCUUUGUAGAAUUAGAUUGGCUGAACAAAAGUUUUCAGACUAGGAAUGCACUUUCUCUUCAAAGUCAUUUUUUAGAGAAGACCAAGGAGCGGCACAAUACGAGGGAACAAGGAAGAGAUGGCUGUGAGGCCAAUACAGGCUGUGACGCCAAUACAGUUGGAGUGGAAUGAGGAUUCAGGGAGUGAUUCUUCUGGGUCUGAAUUAUCCAGCUACACAGGAUUGGAUCCAGAUUACAGUUCACCUCAGAAUGCAUCAUCAUCUAGUGAUGAAGAUUUGAAACGCCCAGGCACAAGUUUGAGUGAAGAUGAAGAUCAGCAAGGAGGCAAGUGUAACAUUCAAGAACAAAAUAACCCAAUAACUUAUGUGCAAAGACUAAAUAAAAGACCAAAGAGGAACAAAAAAGUUGAAGUGACUGUAAAAACAUGUACAAAAAGAGAAGAAAACAAACGAGCAUGGGACAAAAGGCAUUAUUGCCUCUACUGUGGCCAAUCACACCUAAAGAUGGCGAGGCAUUUGCAGAGAAAGCAUUCAGACAUCAAGAAUGUAGCAUAUGCCUUCAGCUUCCCUUUAGGAUCAAAAGAAAGAAAGGUUCUUUUGGAACAACUACGGAAUAAAGGCGACUUCAAGCACAAUACCAAAGUCCUGGAAAAAGGCAGAGGACAACUAGUGACAUGGAAGCAGCCCUCUGAUAAAGCUUCUGUUAAGGACUAUUUGCCUUGCUCAUUUUGUUUGGGAAUGUUUUCUAAAAAGGAUCUGUGGAGACAUCAGUCCUUAUGCAAAAGUGAAAAAUCCUGUGUGAUAGAAGAAGGAAAAAAGACAAGAGGAAGAGUACAAAGUCGUGCUGCACGCCUGCUUCCAAUAGCGGCUUCUUCCGGCGGAUGUCAGGGUAUCAUCAACAACAUGCGACAAGAUGAUGUGUCCUUUCACAUUAGGAGUGAUUCUUUGAUCUGCAGAUAUGGAGAUUCACUGUACGCAAAACACAGCCGUGUGAAGUCUGGGGAUCAGUACAUUGCGCAAAGAAUGAGGCAGCUUGGCCGAUUUGUGUUGGUUGCCAAAGAUGUGGACAAGACUGUGCAAAGUCUGGAAGAUUUAUGUGCACCAUCAAAAUUUCAGCUUGUCAUCAGUGUAGCUAAGACUCUUACAAAGUUCAGUCCAGGCAAAAAUGAGUAUGGAAAACCUUCAACAGCAGUUAAAAUUGGAUUCUGUCUAAAAGGAGCAGUGGAGGUCCUGAUUGGACAGGCUCUUAUGAAUGAUGAUGACCUGGCAGAGAAGAAGGCAAAAGAAUUCUUGGAACUUUUGGAAAAAAACUGGAAGAUGGCUCUGAGGGAUUUUGACCAACAGUCCUCCUUUAACAUGGGAACCAGCAAAGGGGUCUGUGGAGGAUGUGGGGAGGCAGCGUUUGAUGAUGCGCUGGAUGGCCUGCCUUCGUUUGGGCCGGAGGAAGAUGAUGAGGACUGGCACUUUGCUCUGCCGGUGGGCACUCUGGAGCAAGAGGGAGAAGAAAGCCGUGGGUCAGCCAACACCUCCCACUCUUCUCAAGACAACACACCAGAAAACAGCAGAGCAUCAGAUGGUGGUGUCCAGAACCAGGCAGAGGAGACGGAAGACAGCGAACAGGGAGAAACGUCAAUCACAGCUCCAGUGGAGGACAGAAAUCCCCCUACGCUUCCUAGUGACAAUAUUAAAGACGAGCCCAUUGAUGACAAUAUUAAAGACGAGCCCAUUGAUGAAGGCUAUGAUGCCGCUUUGCUUCCUCAGAGCUCCAUCAAGCAGAUUAAAGAAGAGCCGGACCAACAGGAGGAAGAGCUUAAGAUCAGCUCUGUCUACUCUGUAGGAGGAGCCACCACUCUUGCAUCACCUUCAACCCCAGCAGCUGUCCUAAUUACAGCUCCAACUCAAACGACCAUUUUUAUCCCUGGCAGAGGAGCCCGGCUGCAGGCCAUUUCUUCCCUUCCGAUGAGACCCCCAGUGCCAAUCACCACUUCACUUCCCACCCUGGCACCAAUGCCGCCGCGGCCACCACAGCCCCCAGUCCCUGGUAGUGUCCGCUGCAGCGGCUGCUCUAAGGUUUUACGAAAAGGCCAAACAGCGUUCCAGAGAAAAGGAUCAACGCAGCUCCUCUGCUCCACAGUCUGCCUGACGAGCCACCUUCCUCCAGCCACCAAGGCAUCAGACGGUGGUGUCCAGAACCAGGCAGAGCAGACAGAAGACAGCCAACAGAGAGAAACGUCAAUCACAGCUCCAGUGGAGGACAGAAAUCCCCCGACGCCUCCUAGUGACAAUAUUAAAGACGAGCCCAUUGAUGACAAUAUUAAAGACGAGCCCAUUGAUGAAGGCUUUGAUGCCGCUUUGCUUCCUCAGAGCUCCAUCAAGCAGAUUAAAGAAGAGCCGGACCAACAGGAGGAAGAGCUUAAGAUUAGCUCUGUCUACUCUGUAAGAGGAGCCACCACUCUUGCAUCACCUUCAACCCCAGCAGCUGUCCCAAUUCCAGCUCCAGCUCCAACUCAAACGGCCAUUUUUAUCCCUGGCAGAGGAGCCGGGCUGCAGGCCAUUUCUUCCCUUCCGAUGAGACCCCCAGUGCCAAUCACCACUUCACUUCCCACCCUGGCACCAAUGCCGCCGCGGCCACCACAGCCCCCAGUCCCUGGUAGUGUCCGCUGCAGCGGCUGCUCUAAGGUUUUGCUAAAAGGCCAAACGGCAAUCCAGAGAAAAGGAUCAACGCAGCUCUUCUGCUCCACAGUCUGCCUGAUGGGCCACGUUCCUCCAGCCACCAAGUGCGACAGCUCCUCGCAGCCCGACCAACCAUCCACGUCGCCGGCACAGUCAACAAAUCCUCAGGAGGAAAUUCAGCCAUGCGUGGGCGUCCCAGCCCGCCUGACCGGACGCCAUUUCCUGGGCAAGAAGGACACCAAGUCGGACUGCAAGGUCUGCUCACAACGCAAGAGGAAGGGGGCUGAGGAAGAGGAGGCAGAGGGUAAAAAGCGGAAGAUGGAAGAGAAUGAUGAUCCAGAGAGAAAGGAGGGAGCAGAGGAGGAAGUGGAGGAGAAAGGAACAGCUCUCAGCGAGGAGACGAAAGAAGAGGACCAGCCUGAAAUGAAGGAUUGUGUUACUACAAAAAGGCAGACGCGCUAUUACUGUAAGACGUGUUCAGGAGAGCCCCACCUCUGCCCCGUGCCAUGUUUUGAACUCUACCACACUCGACUGAUCUACAAGACGGUUCCAGAGCUGGAAAUGCAAACCUCCUGAUCUGCUGCUACGAGACGUCGUCCUCUGCCUGCCCAACGACGCUGUAGCAAGGCUAGUGCUACGGGGGUCACCCGACAGGACACAGGGUUUAGCGCAGAAACUCUUUAUUUCACCCAGACACACGUGCACCAGCAGAGCCCUCUCCCAGCAGACCUCUUGCUGGUGUGCAGCCAAUUCUUAUGUAGCCAGGCAGGGUGGAGAGGUUGAUUCAAACUUCAAACUUUAUUUAUUUAUAUAGCACCGAAUCAUGCAAUAUAAAUGCAACACAUGGUGCUUUACAUACAAAAUAAAAUAACAAUCAGAAAUACAAUUUAAAACAUCCCAUACGACCCCACCCCCCACGCGUACACACACCCUCACUCACACUCAUAUACAUGUGCAUACACUCACACGCCCACACACACACACAAACACAGUAAGUGGACUGGUGACAUGGCUUGGCACUAACGAUCCAGGUGAGGAAAACACUACCUGUGGGUGGCCGUCCACACCGAGAGGCUCCACCGACCACGACCACAGGGAGCAUCGCCACAGAGACCCCCCUAACCCGGAGAGACCAGGGGCCUGUACUACGAAGCAAGUUCAACAUACCCAGGAUAUCUUUUCCUUAUCCAGAUUCACUAACCCGGACAAUUGCAAUCACGCUAAGCGGUCACACGACGGUGGUUAUCAACUCGGUAUAUCAACCCAGGUUUCUCCAAUCUGGAUAUGAGCGCGUGCACAUAAAAGGGGCGGUGUUUUCAGCGCAUGACCAAUCGCAAGCAUGGAGAAGUCCGCUGUCAGAGCCGCUUAUUUCAGUAGCGAAGAGCAAACAAUAAUUUUACGGAAAUAUGAUGAGUAUAGGCAUAUAAUACAGGCAAAAAGCAACACAGUUGCAGCUGCAAAAUGCAGGAAAGACAGCUGGCAAAAGAUCGCUGACUGUAUAAAUGCGUAAGUUCAUAGGGAUAUAAACAUCACUGCCCCAUCAUUAGGGCAUAAGUAGAUCUGACUAUAAUUACAGUUGUCUAUUCUGUUAAAUGCAUGUGUUGCUAAGAUGUAUUCAUAUGGCGUGUAUGACAAUUGUAGCCUCAUCCCUUCAGCUGCAACCCCAGCGGAGUGAAACGCACAUGGGAGCAAAUAAAAAAUAAAUAUAAAAACAUAAUUCAAAGCGGUAAGUAGGCUCACUUUCAUAUCUUAGAAGUACAAAAAGUACAAGGCUUUAGUGUUUCUAUCACUCUCUGUUUUAGGAUGAUAUCAGUAUACAAAAGCACAAUGAAAUAGCAUUGACAUUACUUGCAGCAAACAGAAAAAAAAAAUGACAAGAAGAAGAUCGGAGGGAUCCUCUCACGAUCCGCGCACCGAGCUCCACUGGAUUCUCUUCGAAAGGGCAUGCCAUUUUCCAAGAGAGCUGAUUGGUCAGUGGGCGGUGCUUUUAUACCCGGCGAUCUGUAUCUCGAACAUAACCUGCUCCGGAGCAGGUUAGCUGUUCAGCAUAAGUUACCAUGGCGAUGUACCCCGGUAAGAAGUGAACCACCGUCGUAGUCCUGAAAACCCAGGGUUAAACCUGAAGUUACCUCGCUAACCCCAAAUCCCGCUUCGUAGUACAGGCCCCAGGACAGACCCCACACAGAAGGUGGAGUCCCACCCCCAGCUACCCAGGCCUGAGGGACCCCCAUGACGACACCCCCAUGGGCAGAGCAGGCACACCUCCCAGUGUGGACGACCCCCCUGAGGAAACACUGGAGCUAAAAAUUAAAAGAAAGUAAAAAAUGCCUAAAAGUGUAAAAUUUUAGGGAAAUCUAUACAAAACUUAAGAUGAAUAAUAAAUAACAUAAAAUACAAAGUCACUAAAAUGGAUUAAAGGUUUAAAGAUAAUAAAAAAGCUAAAUAAGUAAAUACAAUAAAUACCUGAAAAGACUAGGUAAAUGAGAUCAGAUAAAAGCCAAGCUAAAAAGGUGUGUCUUGAGCCUCCUUUUAAAAAUAUCAUUGGGCACACCUGUGCCCAAUCAGCUGAGUGGCUGCUCCUCCACCCUGCCACAGACGCAAUUUAAAAACCACGGGGGUUAAAUGUUUGUGUUCACACCUACACUACUCGGUCUGCUUUUAAUAAAUAUAUUUCUGUAUUUUUAUAAUUAAGUAGAGAUUCCAGUAUUUAAAAUCCACUCUGCAGGAACAGAUUUGCAUGGUUUUUUAUCUAUUUUUCUUGGAGAGUAUUUUGUUGUCGACAACAGACAAAGUUUAAAUACUUCUGGUGCUUCACUAUCCUACAGAUGGUACUGUAACACGAUAACAAAAAUACAAAAUCAAAAAUAAACAUGUCAGAAUACACAACUGUGUAACUGAUGAACCUUAGAUGGCGCCGCCUAUGGCCGCCACGGUUUUUCGCUCUCUGUUUUUCUUCUGCUUUUUGUUUAUUUUUCCUAUUUUCUGCUGCCCCUCACGGGUCACCUUCAGCAGAGAAGAGCUAUUUAAUAUUAGGAAGUCUUCUCCCGGCACAUCUUGCCCAAUUUUCUCCGAUCCGGACAGCUUAAAGGAGAUUCUGAUCGGAGCAGCAGCCGCUGUUUACCGGCUCUACAGGAGACGCAAGCGGGGGAAGCGCGCCGGAGCCCUCGUGCGUCUGAGAGAGAGAGGAUUCCGAACCGCGCUCCCCUCCAUUCACCUGGGAAACGUCCGAUCCCUUACAAAUAAAAUAGAUGAGCUUCUUAUGCUCAUCACAAGGACCCGGGAUUUUAGCAGAUCUGCCGCCUUUUGCUUCUCGGAAACCUGGCUCAGUGAUCUCGUCCCGGACAGCGCAGUACGGCUGCCGGGAUUCCAGCUCAUCCGAGCGGAUCGCUGCAAGGAAUCAUCAGGGAAACGAAAAGGCGGCGGGGUCUGCCUCUAUAUAAACGAAGGUUGGUGCACAGAUGCCACAGUGCUAAAAGUUUCUUGCAGUCCUCACUUAGAGACACUUUUUGUGAACUGCAAACCAUUUUAUUCACCGCGGGAGUUUUCAUCCUUUGUUCUGGUCGGCGUUUACAUUCCACCCGACGCGUGUGUGGCUGAAGCCACUCAGUGUCUCGCCGAUCAGAUAACAGACCUGGAGAAAAAACUCCCGAACUCAUUUUUUAUUGUUUUGGGGGACUUUAACAAAGCAAACCUCACUCACGAACUCCCGAAAUUCAAACAACACGUCACGUGUCCCACCAGGGACACGCGGACUCUGGACCAUUGUUACACCGUCAUAAAAAAUGCAUACCGCUCUGUUCCCCGCGCAGCUCUUGGUCACUCUGACCAUUGUCUGCUCCACCUCAUCCCUACCUACAGGCAGAAAUUAAAGACCUCGAAGCCUGUAGUUAAUACUGUUAAAAAGUGGACUGAGGAGUCAAAGCUGGAGCUUCAGGACUGUUUUCAGAUCACCGACUGGAGUGUCUUUGAAGCUGCGGCCUCAGAUCUCCAUGAACUGACUGAUACUGUUACAUCCUAUAUCAGUUUCUGCGAGGACAUGUGUGUGCAGACCAAGACGUUCUGCACAUACAAUAACAACAAAUCCUGGUUCACUCCGACCCUCAGAAAACUACGCAAAGACAAGGAGGUUGCCUACAGGAGCGGCGACCGAGCCCUGUUCAGGCAGGCCAAAAACACACUGACAAGAGAAAUCAGGAAGGCGAAGCGAUCCUACGGCGAACGGCUGCAGAAUCGCCUCUCUGCCAACCCUGACCCCUCGUCUGUGUGGAGAGGCCUGCAGAACAUCACUGGGUUCAAAAGACCAGCUCCACGCCCUGCAGGCAACCGCAAACUCGCCAACCAGCUGAACAACUUCUACUGCCGGUUCGACUCAUCAUCAUCACCAUCAUCAUCAUCACCAUCAUCAUCACCUUCAUCAUCUUCAUCAUCAUCACCAUCAUCACCUUCAUCAUCAUCACCUUCAUCAUCAUCAUCACCUUCAUCAUCAUCACCUUCAUCAUCACCACCUCCCCCCCCCUCACCCUCCCCCCCUGCGGCUCCACCAUCACCAUCCCCCUCCUCCCCCCCUGCGGCUACACCUCCACCAUCCCCCCCCUCCCCCCCCACUGCCCACCUUUUCACACCUCACCUCAGCCAACCCCCCCCACCUCUGUCUACCCCCCUCCCCCCACCCAAGAC